This is a messenger RNA of Ruditapes philippinarum (Manila clam), 667 nucleotides long. RefSeq names its product small nuclear ribonucleoprotein-associated protein B-like. Gene Ontology annotation, cellular component: cytoplasm; U2 snRNP; U1 snRNP. The record is from RefSeq and is a predicted model, not a curated record. Gene Ontology annotation, molecular function: RNA binding. Gene Ontology annotation, biological process: mRNA splicing, via spliceosome. Lineage: Eukaryota; Metazoa; Mollusca; Bivalvia; Venerida; Veneridae.
GUAUGAUGAGAGGAGGUAUGAUGGGUGGGCGUGGUGGAGGUCCGCCCCCUGGCAUGAGAGGACCACCCCCAGGAAUGAUGAGAGGACAAGGACCAAGAUUCUGAGCUGUUUACAACUAGAUGUUGUUAAUGUAUAUUCCAUGUGUAAUAAAAAAAGACAAUUGUACAGAAAAGGCAGCAGGAUGUUAACUUAAAUAAGAAGAACAAAAUUUGCAGCUUGGAAUUCAGACUGUGAAAUGGGAUAUAAGGGUUUGCCGGGGUGGGUGGGGUAAACAUCUGAAGUGUUUUCUUAUUAGAAUAGCAUUAUGCCCCUAUUGCAAAUCAUAAACAGCUUUGUUUUUUUAACUAACAAUUCUGUUAAGCUGUUCCAAAUCUGAAAUGAAUGUUACUAUAGCAGUUUCUCCAAGCAUUGUUUGCUGCCCAAAUUUUUUAUCAUUUUCAUAUUGUGCAUUAUCAGAUAACGAUUUUUGUACUGAAUUAUAAGAAGUUAAUGAUGUGACACUACCUGUAAGAUGAUGUUGAGUGUAUGCAAAUUACUCUUGAUUCUGAAAUACAGAAAAAUGUAGUGUAAGAGGGUCAUUUUUCAACACAUUUUCAUUUCAUUUUAUUCAUUGUUUUAAACAUUUAUGUAUCGUGAAAUCAUGUCAUUAAAAGUUGAUUUUAUAUGA